Messenger RNA from Onthophagus taurus, 1476 nucleotides. RefSeq names its product protein odd-skipped-like. NCBI's taxonomy places the organism in Eukaryota, Metazoa, Arthropoda, Insecta, Coleoptera, Scarabaeidae. Gene Ontology annotation, molecular function: RNA polymerase II transcription regulatory region sequence-specific DNA binding; DNA-binding transcription factor activity, RNA polymerase II-specific. Gene Ontology annotation, cellular component: nucleus. The record is from RefSeq and is a predicted model, not a curated record. Gene Ontology annotation, biological process: embryonic pattern specification; embryo development; embryonic hindgut morphogenesis.
GACUGGAGCGGUCGUCAGGCAGUAUUCAGCUACAAUUCGAGCCGAAAAAAAUCGGUUAAUGUGACAAGCAGAAAAGUUUCCGGUUUUUCUUUAUCCUUUUCUUCUAAACCCAGUGAAAUAUUGAGAAAUAUGUCUUUGCUUAGUGAUUUUGUGGAUUCCAGAUUGUUAACAUCUCAUAGUCCUACAGGUUAUAAACAAGAAGCUGAUAGCACAUCGACUUUAUUAACACCUCCAUUAACGCCAACGUGUUCAUCAAUAACACCACCGUUAGAAGGUCGUUAUCAUCAUCAUUCGCAAACCAAUUUCAGACAUUUGAGACAUCAUCAACCGCAACCGUUUGACUUGUCGUUGGUGGAAAAUUAUAAUAAUUCAACGUUACCUUUAACGUAUAACAACAAUUACGCGAGUUAUAACAACAUAUUUACACAUUGGAUUUCGAACGCGGCGUGGUACAACGCAGCAAGAAGACACGCGAUGAUGGAACAACAUCAAUUUGAUCAUCAUAGACGCCCGCAGGUACCGGCACAACAAAAAAUUCCCACAGGAAAUUCUAGACCGAGAAAAGAAUUUAUCUGCAAAUAUUGCCACCGACAAUUCACCAAAAGUUAUAAUUUGUUGAUACACGAAAGAACUCACACAGAUGAAAGACCUUACAGUUGUGAUAUUUGCGGAAAGGCUUUUAGACGGCAAGAUCAUUUAAGGGAUCACAGAUACAUCCACAGCAAAGAAAAGCCGUUUAAAUGUAGCGAAUGUGGAAAAGGUUUUUGCCAAUCUCGCACUUUAGCCGUUCAUAAAAUCUUACACCUCGAAGAAUCACCACAUAAAUGCCCCAUUUGCACCAGAUCUUUCAAUCAACGUUCUAACUUAAAAACACACAUGUUAAGUCACGGUCAGACUUGUCACGAAUGCGAUAAAUGUAAUCAAAUUUUCGAUAAUUUGAACGAUUUAAAAGCGCAUAUCUUAAUUCAUGAUGCCACUCCGGUCGCUUCUACUUCAACAAAUUCUUCGAUAAGUUUAAAUUCUUUAAAUUUAACUUCAUCCUCGAAUUUAACCACGUCUAAAAGUUUAAUAACAUUAACCAAAGAAGAAAACGAGGUACACAGUACGUGUUUGGAUUUGAGCACGACGCGAAAAGAGGAAGAAACAACGACGGUUAUUGAAAUUUGUAAAUCCCCGACGAAAAAGUUUCGCGGUUUCACAAUAGAUGAAAUAAUGAAGCGAUAAUUUAACUAAAUUUUUUUUUAAGUUACCAAAGUUCUUUGAAUUAAAGAAUCCAAAGGACGUUUUAGUAACACCAAAGAUGUUUGAUGAUUUUUUUUUCUGUAUUCGUGUUUUAUUUUUUUUUUUAUUUUUAAUUAAUUAGGAUUUAAUUAUUAUUUCGUGUAUUAUAAAAAGUCCAGGUUAACCGGGUUGACCAAUUCGACCAAGACUGAUUGUUUAAUUUAUUUUACGGGUUACCUUCAUUUAUUAUUAAUU